Quercus lobata is the source of this 2031-nucleotide messenger RNA. RefSeq lists its product as uncharacterized. Lineage: Eukaryota; Viridiplantae; Streptophyta; Magnoliopsida; Fagales; Fagaceae. Gene Ontology annotation, molecular function: RNA-DNA hybrid ribonuclease activity; nucleic acid binding. Gene Ontology annotation, biological process: DNA integration. The transcript is spliced from 2 exons. The record is from RefSeq and is a predicted model, not a curated record. Bases 1 to 2031 code for a protein of 676 amino acids.
AUGGCGGGAAAAUUCCUAGGAUUUAUGGUGUCUCAAAGGGGCAUCGAGGCCAACCCGGACAAGAUCUGGGCCAUAAUGAAGAUGGCAUCACCAAGAAAUGUGAAGAAAGUACAAAGCCUCAAUGGAAAAAUAGCAGCACUAAAUAGGUUCGUGUCAAGGGCAACAGACAAGUGUUUGCCCCUCUUCUGCACACUGAAGAGAUCAUUUGAGUGGACUGCCGAGUGUCAGCAAGCAUUCGAAGAGUUAAAGGCUUAUCUCUCUUCCCCGCCGCUACUAAGUCCAUCGCAGCCAGGAGAAGAGAUUUUCCUUUAUCUGGCUGUCUCCCUCGCAGCCGUCAGCGUUGCCUUAAAAGAAGAAAGAGUACAAAAGCCCAUAUAUUACGCGAGCUGGGCGCUUCGCCAUGCCAAAGAAAGAUACCCACCUAUGGAGAAAUUUGCCUUUGCAUUAGUUACGGCAGCUUGCAAGCUCAAGCCAUACUUUCAAGCCUAUACGGUGAACGUCCUGACCGACAAGCCCCUACGACAGGCGAUUGGUAACCCUGAAGCUACGGGCCGACUGGCGUUAUGGGCUAUAGAGUUUAGUAAGUUUGAUAUCCAGUACCGCCCACAGACUGCCAUCAAAGGACAGGUCGUCACAAACUUUAUAGCAGAAUUCACUCACGACGAAGACAAGGGUGUAGAAGAGUCCCCUCAUUGGAGCAUACAUAUAGACAGAUCAUCCAACAGACAAGUCAGGGGGGCUGGCAUCAUACUAUCGUCACCCGAAGGAGACACGGUUGAAUGUAUAGUCCGUCUCGACUUCCCUACCACCAACAAUGAAGCGGAGUACGAAGCGUUAGUAGCAGGCCUUGACCUCGUCAAAGUAACGGGAGCCGCAAGCAUAGUCAUUUACUGUGACUCUCAGGUAGUUGCUAACCAAGUAAAUGGAGACUAUGAGUGCAAGAGCGAAAGGAUGAAGAGAUACCUUGAUCGAGUAAGGAAAAGAGUAGACGACCUAGAGGCCAAAAUCAUCCAAAUCCCCAGAGGAGAAAAUGAGCAAGCCAACCGUCUUGCCAAAGCCGUUUCAGUAGAACAUAUGAUCACCCCCGGUAAUGUACUCUCUUUUGUUCAGCUUUCUCCACUAAUAGAUUUCGGCAACAUACAGGAGAUAGGCUCUGAAAGUAACUGGACCACAACGUUAGUUUCAUACUUAAAAAACGGGGUCUUACUAGACGGGAAGGAGGCUAUAAGAAAGCUGAAGGUCCAGGCAACGAGAUUCGUCUUGAUAAAAGAUGUCCUGUACAAAAGAGGCUUCUCCCGUCCAUAUCUGAGAUGCUUGGGUAUGAAAGAGGCAGACUACGUCAUGAAGGAGGUACAUGAGGGGAUUUGCGGAAACCAUUCGGGGUCAAGGUCACUAGUACACAAGCUUGUGCGAGCAGGGUACUAUUGGCCUACCAUGCAGAAGGAUGCCGAGGCUUAUGUCAAGACCUGCGACAAAUGCCAAAUGUUCAACAAUAUUACUAGACAACCAACCGAAAAGUUGACCUCGAUGACGGCCCCAUGGCCGUUCGCUCAGUGGGGAUUAGAUAUUAUGGGACCAUUCCCUACAGCAUUACGACAGCUGAAAUUCCUGGUAGUGGGCAUUGACUACUUUACAAAGUGGGUGGAAGCUGAAGCCUUGGCCACCAUCACGGAGAAGAACGUGUGGAGUUUCAACUGGAAAUGCAUCGUAUGCAGGUUUGGCAUCCCUAGAGUCUUAGUCUUGGAUAACGGGAAGCACUUCAACAACGACUCCUUCCGGGACUUUUGCUCACAGACAAUGGCAAGAACGCCCACAGGAGAAACACCAUUCCAACUAAUAUACGAGAGCGAAGCAGUCAUCCCGGCUGAAGUUGGACUCACAAGCUACAGGAUACACAACCAUGACGAAAGCAAGAACGAUGAGGCCAUGCGAUUACAGCUUGACCUAGUGGACGAAGUCAGAGCGACAGCAGAACAAAGGCUCGCAAGGUACCAGAACCGCAUGGCCAAGCAUUACAACUCCCGAGUCUGA